Molecule: messenger RNA, 1712 nt
Organism: Brachypodium distachyon (stiff brome)
Lineage: Eukaryota; Viridiplantae; Streptophyta; Magnoliopsida; Poales; Poaceae
Product: nicotianamine aminotransferase A
Exons: 7
Coding region: 180-1589 (469 amino acids)
Biological process (GO): amino acid metabolic process; biosynthetic process
Molecular function (GO): transaminase activity; pyridoxal phosphate binding
Source: RefSeq, a predicted model, not a curated record
CGCAGAGUGUGCGUGCUUCUUGCUGCUCCUGCUCUUCCCCGUGAUCCCGGCCCUCAGUUCAUGGCCCUAGGACUAGGAGAGCCAGUCAAAGGUCUUUAUAUAUGCAAAUAAGACCUGUAGGUUCUUCACUACUCCACCACCACCACCGCUUCUAUUGCUAGCUAGCAAGCUUCCUCAUCAUGGCGACCAAACAAAGCAACGGCAAUGGCGCCUUCGCUGCGGCGAACGGCAACGGCAAGAGCAACGGUGCUGCGCAUCACGCGAUGAACGGCAAAAGCAACGGCGCUGCUGCGCCGGAGCCGGAGGCGGUGGAUUGGAAGUUCGCGAGGGCCAAGGAGGGCGUGCUGGCCAUCUCGGGGGCCAAGAUGAGCAUCCGGGCGGUGCGGUACAAGAUCAGCGCCAGCGUGCGGGAGGACGGCCCGCGGCCCGUGCUGCCCCUGGCGCACGGCGACCCCUCCGUGUUCCCGGCCUUCCGGACGGCCAUCGAGGCCGAGGACGCCGUCGCCGCCGCACUGCGCACGGGGGAGCUCAACUGCUACCCCGCCGGCGUCGGCCUCCCCGCCGCACGACGUGCUGUGGCAGAGCACUUGUCGCAGAGUCUUCCUUACAAGCUAUCCCAGGAUGAUAUCUUCCUCACCGCUGGAGGAACUCAAGCCAUCGAGGCCAUAAUCCCAGUUCUGGCUCAACCUGGCACCAACAUACUGCUUCCGAAGCCAGGCUAUCCAAACUACGAGGCACGUGCAGCAUUCAACAACCUAGAAGUUCGACAUUUCAAUCUGCUCCCUGAGAAGGGUUGGGAGAUUGAUGUCGAUUCGCUGGAAUCUAUUGCUGACAAGAACACCACAGCAAUGGUCAUCAUAAACCCGAAUAAUCCAUGUGGCAGUGUUUAUUCCUUCGAGCAUUUAACCAAGGUCGCAGAGGUAGCAAGGAAGCUUGGAAUACUAGUCAUUGCCGAUGAGGUGUAUGGCAAAUUGGUUCUGGGUAGCGCUCCAUUUAUCCCAAUGGGUGUAUUUGGCCACAUUGCCCCUGUAUUGACCAUAGGAUCUCUAUCAAAGUCGUGGAUAGUGCCUGGAUGGCGACUUGGUUGGAUAGCGGUAUGCGACCCCAAAAAGGUUUUACAAGAAACUAAGAUCGCUACAUCAAUUACAAACUUCCUUAAUGUCUCAACGGACCCGGCGACAUUCAUUCAGGGAGCUCUUCCACAAAUUCUGGAGAACACGAAGGAAGAAUUCUUUCAGGGGAUUAUUGCUCUACUAACAGAAUCUUCAGAGAUAUGCCAUAGAGAAAUAAAAGAAAACAAAUUCAUCACUUGUCCUCACAAGCCAGAAGGAUCUAUGUUUGUGAUGGUGAAACUGAUGCUACAGCUUUUGGAGGAUAUCGAUGAUGACAUUGAUUUUUGCUGCAAGCUGGCAAAAGAAGAAUCUGUAAUUCUAUGCCCAGGGAGUGUUCUGGGAAUGGAAAAUUGGGUCCGCAUAACUUUUGCUAUUGUUCCGUCUUCUCUUCUUGAUGGUCUUCAAAGGAUCAAAUCCUUCUGUCAAAGGCACAAGAAUAAGAAUUUGAUUAAUGAAGUUAACUGUAAACUCGAUUGAAGCUUUACUUGUUCCAAGUCAUCUUCGUAUGGGUGUGUUUAAUAAGAGUGGAACUUUGAAUUCUGUAUGAAUAAAAAGUGAAUAAAUACACAUAUCAAUAGACUCCUUGAAUAUUAUAUGAUA